Molecule: messenger RNA, 2983 nt
Organism: Python bivittatus (Burmese python)
Lineage: Eukaryota; Metazoa; Chordata; Lepidosauria; Squamata; Pythonidae
Gene: SMG8
Product: SMG8 nonsense mediated mRNA decay factor
Biological process (GO): nuclear-transcribed mRNA catabolic process, nonsense-mediated decay
Source: RefSeq, a predicted model, not a curated record
GGCGACUACAACCACCUGCAGGCGUUCUACAGCCAGGAGAACAAGGUGCUCUACCUGGUCCUCACCGCCAUCGGCGACAGCCACCAGCUGCUUCAGGCCUACAAGGACCUGGAGGCCAUGGGGGGCGCCCGGGGCUCGGCGGGCCUCGGGGGCCCGGCCGGCUCCCCGCUGCCCCACGCGGAAGCCCACGAGUUCUGGAAGCAGCAGGAGAAGACGCACUGCCUGAACCUUCUCUACCUCUUCUCCGUCUGCCACAUCCUGCUGAUGGUGCACCCCACCUCCUCCUUCGACAUCACCUACGACCGGGUCUUCCGGGCCCUGGACGGCCUGCGCCAGAAGGUCCUGCCCACCCUCAAGGCCGCCAUCAAGGACUGCCCCGUCGGCAAGGACUGGAAGCUCUUCUGCCGGCCCUGCCCGCCUCGCCUGCUCUUCCUGUUCCAGCUCAACCGGGCCCUGAAAGUGGAGCCUCCCCCGGGCCGGGGGCAGGAGCUCGGGGGCCCGCUGGAGAAGCCGCCCCCCAAGAAACACUCGCCCAAGCGGCGGCUCCAGCACGCCUUGGAGGACCAGAUCUACCGCAUCUUCCGCAAGAGCCGGGUCCUGACCAACCAGAGCAUCAACUGCCUCUUCACGGUCCCGGCCAACCAAGCUUUCGUCUACAUCGUAGCUGGCGGGGCCCAGGAGGGUGAGGACCCCAUCGCCGUCUUGCUGGAGCAGCUGAGAGGCAACUGCACGGCCCGGGAGGCCGACACCUCGCUGGGCCCGGCCUUGGCGGGGCCGCGGCGGUACCAGAUGAUGAGGCACGGGAGACAGCCGUUGUCCUUCCACGCUGAGAGCAGCGGCGGCGGCAGCGGGAGCAGCGGUUCCAGCUCCUCCGGUCAGCUGGUGGACUGCACCUUGAAGGAAUUCUUGUUCCAGCAUGUGGAGCUGGUCCUUUGCAAAAAGGGCUUUGAUGACAGCGUGGGGAGGAACCCCCAGCCUUCCCACUUCGAGCUGCCAACCUACCAGAAGUGGGUCGCCACAGCCCUGAAGCUUUACGAGGUGGCUAUUGAAGGCAAGGAGAGCGACUCCUCUCCAGGCGGGGAGCUCACCUCCAAGAUCAUGGGCAGCAUCAAGGUUCUGGAGGGCUAUUUGGACAUCGACACCAAGUUCUCCGAGAACCGCUGCCAGAAGGCCCUUCCCAUGGCCCACAGUGCCUACCAGUCCAACCUGCCUCAUAACUACACAAUGACCAUCCACAAGAGCCAGCUCUCCCAGGCGCUGCGGGUCUACAGCCAGCACGCCCGAGGUCCGGCCUUCCACAAAUACGCCCUUCAGUUGCACGAAGACUGCUACAAGUUCUGGAGCAACGGGCACCAGUUGUGCGAAGAGAGGAGCCUGACGGACCAGCAUUGCAUGCAUAAAUUCCAUUUGCUACCCAAAGCGGGGGAGAAACCAGAACCGGAUCGGAAUCCCCCAGUGUUGCACCAUAACAGCCGGGCCCGUUCUACCGGUGCCUGCAACUGCGGGAGGAAACAAGCGCCCCGGGACGAUCCCUUUGACAUCAAAGCUGCAAAUUAUGAUUUCUAUCAGCUGCUGGAAGAGAAAUGUUGCGGAAAGCUGGACCAUAUCAACUUCCCCGUGUUUCAGCCCAGCACGCCAGAUCCGGCCCCAGCCAAGAAUGAGACUUCACCCAGCCCUCCCGAAGGGGAAGCUGAAAAGCUGAAGGAAAAGGAGCCCCAAACCCAGGGGGAGAGCACCAGUCUCAGUUUGGCCCUCAGUCUGGAUCAAUCCACGGAUAGUUUAGGGACCUAUCCCGCAGAUCCGCAGGGCGGAGGCAACAACACAGAAGCUCACGGGCCGGUGGCCGAAUCGAAAGGCGAGAAGCGAGCAAGCUUGGUCGACCGGCAGCCCUCCACGGUGGAAUAUCUGCCCGGGAUGCUUCACUCCAAUUGCCCCAAAGGUCUUCUCCCCACCUUCUCCAGCUGGUCCCUGGUGAAGCUUGGCCCUGCCAAAGCAUACAACUUCCAUGCAGGCUUGGAUCAACAAGGCUUCAUUCUGGGGACCAACUACUUAAUGCCCUGGGACAUUGUCAUCCGGACGCGGACGGAUGAGGAGGGUGACCUGGACACCAAUUCUUGGCCAGCCCCUAACAAGGCCAUUCCAGGGAAAAGGAGCGCUGUGGUCAUGGGGAGAGGAAGGCGGCGGGACGACGUGGCUCGGGCUUUCGUGGGCUAUGAAUACGAAGAUGCCCGGGGCCGGAGGUUCAUGUGCUCAGGGCCGGAGAAGAUCAUGAAAGUGAUGGGAGGGGGGCCCAAGGAAUCAGCCGUCAAAGCCCUCAAUUCUGACAUGCCCCUCUACAUCCUCUCAUCCAACCCAGGGAGGGGACUGAAGCCACACUAUGCUCAGCUGAUGAGGCUCUUUGUGGUGGUUCCUGAUGCUCCGCUCCAAAUAAUACUAACCCCCCAGGUACAGCCCGGGCCACCUCCUUGCCCUGUAUUUUAUCCAGAGAAACAAGAGAUAACUCUUCCGCCCGAUGGGCUGUGGGUCCUUCGCUUUCCUUACGCCUAUGUGACUGAACGCGGCGCAUGCUUCCCUCCAAAGGAGAACCAGCAGCUGAUGAAUUACAAGGUGCUUCGAGGAAUCCUAAAGGCAGUGAUACAAUAGGAUUCUUUAGACCUUGCUAACUGAAUUGGCUCUGCAAUUCUUGGGGUUUUUUUUUUAAUUUCCUUGCCCCCUUCCCCCGGCUGAAUUGAGUUGAAAUGAUGGAUUUUGAUCGCAUACAGCUGGUAUGUUUACAGAAAUCACUGGUUUAAUUUGGCAGAGUCACCAUGCAGCGUACAAAAUCUCAGUAUUGAUACGACGUGUAAGUGCCAAGUCCUGUUCAGAACGUUAUAAUCGUGGGUGUGUCGGCGGUAUGGCACAUCUAAGUUCUAGCGUGCCAAGCUCUGUUGAUUGAAAUGAAGGAAGGAAAAAAAAAAUAAAACAUUUGUUUCUCCAUCGUUAA